Mucor mucedo is the source of this 1080-nucleotide messenger RNA. RefSeq lists its product as uncharacterized. NCBI's taxonomy places the organism in Eukaryota, Fungi, Mucoromycota, Mucoromycetes, Mucorales, Mucoraceae. The transcript has 6 exons. The record is from RefSeq and is a predicted model, not a curated record. The coding region runs from base 1 to 1080 and encodes 359 amino acids.
AUGCAAUCCGUCAUAACAUCAUCAUUUGUUGGUGUAUUUUUUCCACACUCAAUGGAGUUAGAUAACACAAGCGAAAACAUGUAUUUUUUACUAUUUGAGCCUUAUACUGCUAAUUAUAGCGUAAAAGUAAUUGCCAGUAUGAAAUUAGUUAAAGACAUGAUUCAAGGGUACGAUAACGAGUGGACUAUUGCUUCAAGAAGUGAAAGAAAAUCUCCAUUAAUUUUACUUGCUACCGGUGUUAUGAGCCAACAACCUGCCGCGAGAGCUUUCUUGGGAAGAAUUGUUGAAGAGAAAUUUCAUAUGCAGGCACUUGAUUUAACAAUUAUACCAGCGAUCCCGCUUGUUCCCGAAAGAUUAAAAGAAAUGGUCCAUCCUGAGUUAGCGCCUAUUAAUUUAGGAGAUGGUGUAAAAGAAGGAUAUUUUUAUGUAAAUCUAUCAACGAGCCAGGAUUUUACAAAUGGCCCUGAAUUUUAUGACAACGCUGCUAACGAUGACGAGCUUGGUGAAUAUGAGAGGGAAAUUUUAGAGGGCGCCCAGAGAAGAAACCAAAAAGCUCGCGGUGAUGAUAUCCAAACUCAUAAUCCUUAUUACACUGAUGAAGAUGAGCCAUACGCACCUCCUGAUAAUUUUUUUUAUACCAGACGUAUGUCUGACUCUAGUGCAGAAGAGCAUACGGAGAACCAAAGCCGCGAAAAUAUGGCUGAAGAGUUUUUGAGAAACAUGCAGGAAAACGCAAACCGUACUAGGGGUUAUAAAAACUAUAAUUUCGCAAACACGUCUGGAGGUGACAUUGAAAACAGUGAGCUUGAAGAGACAAUUAUGCAAAGUAGGACAAAUCUACCGAGUAACCCUGCAAGCCAUGCUGGUACCACCCAAGAUGCAGUAAGAACCAGUAAUACUAUCCAACAAUCAAAUACACCACAAAGUCACGAUCCCAUGGAAGGAAGUAGCAGAAGCGCUAUGGCUGACUUUGCGUACACUAGAAAUAAUUCAUUUGCAUCGGAUUUUUAUGCUGCUGGUUCUGAUUUUCCUUCAGAUAACGAUUUUAGAAAUUUAUCCAAUCCGAUUGUUGAAGGUUAG